GGUUAAAGGAGUUCCCCAAACACUUGACUUCCCUCAUUUCCUGAGCAAAGUUCAGGUAAUAUGGAACAGAGAAGUGUCUGAGCUGUUCACGGAUCACUGAGAAUGUAUGAAAGUGAGAAGAGGAGCUCUUUUUUCUGGAAGGUCCAAGCAACCAUUCUUGCCUGUGGAUUCAGAGCCCCGGGCCUGACCACAGUGCCAGAAUCUGCCACCCCCUGCCCUAAAGGCGCCCCAAGGCUGCUGUGAGCAUGGCAGAAGCUCCUGUUGACUUGAGCACAGGAGACAAUCUGGAGCAAAAGAUCCUGCAGGUGUUGAGUGAUGACGGCGGCCCUGUGAAGAUUGGCCAGCUGGUGAAGAAGUGCCAAGUGCCCAAGAAAACCCUCAAUCAAGUCCUUUACCGCCUGAAGAAGGAGGACAGGGUGUCCUCCCCAGACCCUGCAACAUGGCGCAUAGGCGGGGCUGCUUCCGGAGAUGGGGCUCCUGCAAUCCCUGAGGACUCCAGUGCCCAGCCUAGCCUUGAUGAAAGAAUAUUAAGAUUCCUGGAAGCCAAUGGGCCUCACAGGGCCCUGCCCAUCGCCAAGGCUCUGGGAAUGACGACAGCCAAAGAAGUGAACCCACUCCUGUAUUCCAUGAGAAAUAAGCACCUUCUGAGCUAUGACGGACAGAUGUGGAAGAUCUACCACUCACGCCAGGAAGGCCAAGACAUAGCUCAUUCUGGAGUCACACAAGGGUCCCCUGCGGUUAUUUGUCAGCACAAUCCGAUCAACAUGAUCUGCCAACAAGGAGCCAACAGCCACAUCUCCAUUGCCAAUUCAAAGAACAUCCAGAUUGGUCACAGGAAUGUCAUAGUAAAAGCCUGUGGUGAGCCAGGUCCCAGGACCUCUCACCCUCUACCCUUGCCGGGGGACGCCUCUGCUCAGGACAUGACCCCUGGUGCCCACGGAGCUCAGUACAUCUACAUGAACAAGUCCUUGCUCCAACAAGUGCAGCUUGGCCACCACAAUGAGAUGAGCCUCGUGGGGGAUGCAGGGGAGCACCCCUCUUAUAGCUUUUCUGACAGCCCCCCAGAAGUGCCAACCACCACUGCUGACCCAGGAGCUUCAUUCAACAUGCAAACAUCUGAGCCAGGCCCUCACCCCGAGGGAGACACAGUCCAGACAGUCCACAUCAAAUCCUGCAUGCUAGAGGACGCCACCAUUGGUAACAGCAACAAGAUGACCAUCCACCUUAGGUCAAAGGGUGAAGUCAUGGAGUCUGGAGACAGUGAAGAGCCGAAAAAGGGAGACACAGGUACAAGCUCUGAAGCCACUCCACCCAGAAGCUGCCAGCACACGCCCAGUGACUCCAUGCUGCCCACCUCUGAGCUGAGAGCUAUGGCUCUGGGAGACAGUAGCCCCCAGACCACAGAACCUGUGCUUAGAGAGCAUGAAGUCCAGGACACAGAAAGCUGUCAGACUCAGGACUGAGGUGAGGAGAGAGGUGGCGAGGGCACAGGCAGAGGUGGAGAGGCCUUUGGGACUUUUUGUGGCUGUACACAGGGCCUGCACUAGAUUUCUGUUGUGAUUCAAGUGUGGUAUUGUCCCUGGAAAGGCCAAGGAUCAGCAACUUGGUCCUGUAUGACUCCAAGAUCAUCCACACACCAGUCUCUCUAUGGAUUCACUGUCUGACAAGGAUAUCCAUCCAGUCAGGGUAGAGACUUUGGGAAGCCAAAGAAAAUGAGUCACUGAAGACAUCAGGGUCUAAAGUGGUCCAAACUGGCUUUGAUUCACUCUGUCACCAAGGGUGACCUUGAAUUCCUGAUCUCCUGGCCUCCAAUUCCUGAGUGCUGGGAUCCUAGGCAUGUACCACCAAGUCCAGUUUAUGAGAUGCUAAGGGGGAAACUUCAUGCAUGCCUCACAAGGGCUACCAAUGCAGCCCCAGUCCCAGCUUGGGCCAUGCCCCUUCCAGUCUCUCUAGUCAUCUCUUCUUUCUGCCUUCCCAGUAAGCAAUGAAGCUAUGGGACCAUAGGCUGACCCCUCUGCCACUAUAAGUCAAACCAACCUUUCCUGCCUCAAAAUCAAUCAAUCAACCACAGGAGCCAGUUCUACCACUCCUGGAUGCUCACCCGAAGGGAAGAGUCAACACAGAGAGAUCUCCGCAUAUCCAUGUAGAUUGGGAUACUGUUCACAGCAGCUAACAAGUGGAACCGACCUUGCUACCCAGCAGUAAAAGAUGGGUGAAUUGGAGUAUGCACACAGCCAUGAAAAAUACUGAGGCUGUCAUUGGCCAGAAGAGGAUGUGACCAGAGGCCACCAUGUUGAAUGAAUGAAAGCCAUCUUAGAAAGACAAGGGCCACAUUUUCUCUGUUGUGGCUUCUAGACUUUAGAUAGAUUUAUAAAAUCAUAUACACAUAUGUGACAUGGAAGUACAUGUAACACCAACCAGGGGAUGAGGA
Molecule: messenger RNA, 2431 nt
Organism: Mus caroli (Ryukyu mouse)
Lineage: Eukaryota; Metazoa; Chordata; Mammalia; Rodentia; Muridae
Source: RefSeq, a predicted model, not a curated record